Pseudo-nitzschia multistriata is the source of this 2453-nucleotide messenger RNA. The record is from the annotation of a GenBank genome assembly. NCBI's taxonomy places the organism in Eukaryota, Bacillariophyta, Bacillariophyceae, Bacillariales, Bacillariaceae.
CGAUCCCUGGUCGAGAAGGUUGUUGCAACGAACUAGUACUCGUCCUUGACUAGAAGUAUUUACUGAGAUUGUGUUGCGACUUCGUUACUGARGAGAGUACGUAAUAACUAGUGGCUGAACAUCAGAUGGGAAGAUUCUCGUAAAGGGCGAUAKAGGAGAGCAACGUGUCCAUUCUAGAAUUAGUCGCCAAGCUUCAAAURCAACAGGAAUAGAUCUAGAAUAAGAAGCAACACAAGACAAUGGGCAAGAAAUCAAAGCGCAGAAUUGGAAAUUCCGAGCCAGCCACCAAACGAACCAUACCGGCUAAURAUGCGGAAGCAGAGUUCGAAGAAGAAACAAAAGACAAUCUAAGAUUCCAGGACCCUUAUGUUGAUGARCUGAUCGAAGAAGAGGACGUCGUUGACGAUGAYGAAGAUAUGGAGGAUGAGGAGGAUGGAGAAGUCGAUAUGAAACCAGGGGCUUCGUCAGGGGGGCGCAAGAUGAAUGUCGKCGGAGAUCUAGGCGAUGACGUGGAAGUGAUUCAAUCCUGGCACCCCCUCAUGGGGCAUCGAGACGGCGACAAUGACGAAGAAUUGGAACUCGAAAUGGAUCCUAGUGCCUACAAAAUGUACCAAACUCUGACCCCCGAAUGGCCCUCACUAAGUUUUGAUCUACUAAGGGACAACCUCGGCGACAACAGACAGCGCUUCCCUCACUCGCUCCAGGCCGUCUUUGGAACUCAAGCCGAUAAUSCGGCCGCCAACCAGGUUACUGUCUUGAAAUUGAGCGAUCUGAGCAAAAUGGCUCAAGAUCGGGAUGAAGAAGAGGACAUACUGGGAGACCCAUACGACAAGGAGGAUAAUGGCGACAAUUCUGAUUCAGACGAAGACGACCAAGAUUUAGAUCUGGAUCCUAUCUUGGAGCAUUAUUCCCUGCCCCAUUACGGUGGAGUCAACCGAUUAAGAGCUAUGCCCCAGAACCAAAAUGUUGUUGCGACCUGGAGUGAUGUCGGGAAGGUGAAUCUUUACGACAUCGGAGAACUGCGGGAACGAUUCGAGGUCUCUGAGGGACGUGGAAGGGGACCUGCCAGCAAACAAAAUAACACGAAUGGUCCAUUYUUUACCUACAAUGGUCAUUCGACGGAAGGCUUCGCCAUUGAUUGGUCUAGGACUAAAAAAGGAACUUUGGCUACGGGAGACAACGAUGGAAACAUUCACUUGUGGUCGCCUCACGAGGACGGCACCAGCUAUACUGUCACCCCUUCUUACGAAACCCCCGGGGUUUCUAUUGAAGACCUGCAGUGGUCUCCUUCGGAGGAAACGGUUGUCUGCGCCGCCGAGAGCAACGGGCACGCGGCGAUAUACGAUACGAGGGCCCCCAAUCGUGCAAUGCUACGGCCGAACCUGCAUCCUAACACCGAUAUCAACGUGCUGAGUUGGAACAAGCUCGUGAGCAAUCUGUUGGCGACAGGAGCCGACGACGGAACACUGUGUGUUUGGGAUUUGCGCCAUUUUGGUGGAAAAGAUUCGACCCCUAAACCGCUAGCGCGAUUCACGUGCCAUCGCACACCCGUAACAUCGGUAGAAUGGCAUCCCACAGACGAAUCCAUGAUCGUCAUGAGCGACGAAGUGGGUGUCUACAUAUACGAUUUGUCUGUAGAAGAAGACAUUGCCACCCAAGAAAAAGAGAAGGGCCAGACGGACAUGGAACAACUCGUGGCAGACAUUCCGCCACAGUUGCUMUUUUGCCAUUCAGGAUCAAAGCAAUUCAAGGAAUGCCAUUGGCAUCCGCAAAUAUCGAGUUGUGUUAUGACCACGGCCUACUCAGGAUUUUCUACCUUCAUUCCGAGCAAUCUGUAGUAGAUAUUUAAUGCUAGACUCGAAUGGAUAGAAAAUAUUGUAAUUCGAUAGAUUAUUUUCUUGUAYGGUACGCAAUCUGCCACUGAUAACGAAAAUGGACUUUUCGCAGAGUAGAGGUACGGUGGGGAUGGAAGGUUUCCAAGGAUUGCCCUCCCCUGUUGCCCUCAACCCCUUCUUUCACUUCUUUUCCAUUCCAGUCAUGAUGAGAUGCUUCURGUCACUAGCUGCUAUGCUGUAAACCAAAGUGCCAUCAGGGACCUUCUUACACUGGAUAUUGGAUAUUUGCAUAGGUAACCACUGUUGAAGGACAGGCGCGCGCACAUCAGAUAGUUUCAAGAAAUGUACAUGUAUGUGUGUCCAAGGCCCAGACAUCCAAACAUUUCCAUUACAUGCAGAAAASCCAGUGGAUGAAACAAACUGGAUGUGAUAUACAUCACAUUUGUUCUCAUUCUUUUACUUUUAUCUAGUCUAUAGGGUUUUCUCAACAACAGCACUCUUUAAUUUUUUUGUAACUUUUKGAUUUUUUUAGUUUUCACGAUUUUCUUAAAAAGAGUGUGUGUAGACUGCAGUACAAUUUUAAACAAAAUAGGACUUAAAUAAAGAAACAAGUAUAUG